Molecule: messenger RNA, 486 nt
Organism: Trichoderma harzianum CBS 226.95
Lineage: Eukaryota; Fungi; Ascomycota; Sordariomycetes; Hypocreales; Hypocreaceae
Exons: 1
Coding region: 1-486 (161 amino acids)
Source: RefSeq, a predicted model, not a curated record
AUGAAUGUUUACUACCUAGGUACUCUAGGUGAUGAUGUUGAGAUGACGGACUAUGAUGACUCGUCUGAAUCUUCCUCGAGUUCUGAUGACGGGCAUGGAUCUACCGCAUCUGACGAUAAUGAGACUGGUAGACUGGCUUCUGGGCCCAGCGCCGACAGCGAGUCCGAUUCUAAUCUGGGUGAUUCGGGAUAUGGCAACUCAUCCGAAGUUGGAGAAUCUGGAGAUGGAGAAUCUGGAGAUGGAGAAUCUGGAGAUGGAGAAUCUGGAGAUGGAGAAUCUGGAGAUGGAAAAUCUGGAGAUGGAGAAAUCACCACCGAAUCUGAGUCUGGAACCGAGCCUGGUUCCCACCCAUCCGGAGAUUCAAGAUAUAUUCACCAAGCUGAAAGAAUCAUUCCCAACCUUAGCCAAGAGUUUAGAUCCAAAAAUCAGCAGCAACGGAGGUCUGGAGAACGAAUUCGAGCACUCUCUCAGCAUCGCGCACGAUAA